Penicillium odoratum is the source of this 1476-nucleotide messenger RNA. Its product is annotated as Telomere end binding protein. The transcript is spliced from 3 exons. Lineage: Eukaryota; Fungi; Ascomycota; Eurotiomycetes; Eurotiales; Aspergillaceae. The record is from RefSeq and is a predicted model, not a curated record. Bases 1 to 1476 code for a protein of 491 amino acids.
AUGACAGCAGUCGACCAGCCUCCAGCACCAAAUGCGCAACUCACCAAGAUCCCGAUCGCGCAGCUGUCGCCCACCCUCGAGCAGCCUCAGGAGAAAUGCAUAGAAGCGACUGUGACCCUCGUCUGGCCGUACUCAUCAUCGACCAAGUCUCUUAGUCUCUUGCUCGCCGAACCCGAUUUCCGUCUGCGACGUUUUCAUGGACAAGUCAAGGCAAUAUUUCAUGGGCGCGUUGCAGAGAAGGUGGCCUUGUCCCAUGUUGGCAUUGGUGACACUAUUUGUCUUUCCUUGGAGGGUUCGAAUUUUGUUGCGAAUGAUACAGCGACGCAAACUCCCGGAAGAUAUGUCGCGUGGGAUAUACACUUUGACCAUGGGUUGUCCCUCGAGAUCAAUCGGUCAUCAAAGGAUUCCUCAAAAGAUUCCUCAAAAGAUUCCUCAAAAGAUUCCUCAAAAGAUUCCUCAAAAGAUUCCUCAAAAGAUUCCUCAAAAGUAUCCAUCGAGUAUCACGAUCCUGCACCACAAGAACCCGAACCAGUUCCGCCCUCGACACCCCGCGUCGUUACAACAGACCCAUUGGUACUGGGACAAAGCUCAUGGGAAUCGCCAGCUUUUCUACGAUCUGGUUCAAAUCUUUUUAGCAGUGUGCCUCGUACCUCUCUUCGGGAGCCUGUCGAGGAGGAUGGGUUUGUUCCUGGCAAGGGAAGAAAACGGCCAAGAUACAGCUUGAAACGGGACGAUUGGCACAUCUUGGAUGAACCUAUGAGCCCACAGGAGCAGAAACCUGCGUUAGAUUGGUGGGAGAAAGACUCUUGGGAGAAGAUGUCUGAGGGAAGCGAGAAUAACGAACCAGAGAUCAAUGAAGCCCCAGAUGCUGAACCUCAGAUCGGCAGUACAAUCCCUGAUGGAGAUCAGACAAACGAGGAACAUACAUCUCAAGAGCAGGCUUCUGUCUUUGUCAAGCCUUCUCUUGAAUUUUCUGGAGGCCUUUUCGGCAAGCGACCACCACAGCCCAGUGAUACUUUCCAGCGGCGCCUGAUGUCAGCCUCCCAUCUUCCUACAGAUACGCCGCAACUCCGACCAGUACCUUCACCCGGUCUUCCGAUACCCUCGCCUAUCGUUUCAAACUCAAACAACGAUCAAGGCUACUUUUCAGAAUCCCACACUGUCUCCCAAAUACAGAACGCAGAUGCUGUGUCUCUAGAAGCCGAUGCCAUUGUGACUGCCUCAGAGCCGAUACAUUUCUCCACCAUUUCACCCGUUUCUCCUCCAAGAGCAACACCGAUAGCUGCUGAAGAUAUGGCAAGAACACAUCAAGAUGAUGAAUCUAUUUCCACACCAGCUGGCCUGCUGUGGCAGAUCAAGUGGCAGAUCAAGUGGCAGAUCAAGUGGCAGAUCAAGUGGCGGAUCAAGUGGCAGCUCAAUCAUGUAAAUCUGACGGAGGUGAACGAGCCGUGGACGAUCGAGACGACCAUGAUAUGA